AUGACUGCUUCUCAAAGAUAUGUUCGAACCAAUGGUAAUAAGUGUCCUUGUAUUGGUUAUAUUAACCCUGAAGCAUUAGAAGAUCCAGACCUCGCAAAACCUGAUCCACUGGCUGAGCUUGUCAAAAGUUAUGAUAGAUUAAAAAAGGAGUUGGAACAGGCCAAAUUCUCGAAUGUUCUCCAGGAUAUCGUAUGUGAACCUGCAAAUUCUUUAACAAGUGCGGUUCCGGGUCAAAAGCGGCAAGCAGACGCUUCCAAUCUGCAACAUUCUAUCUCAACUAUGAAGCUUCGCAAAACUCACCUGAGGUCCAAUUUCAUGCCUCUUCAAUCAUUUCCACCCCUCCUUCCCCCUCCUCAAACAGAACCUGUGAAUUUGAGCAAUAAGUCAGCAAUUGAAGAUCAACCUACGCGAGCACUACCUUCCAUUACUCCACCCAGUCCAAUCGGUUCACCGAUUUCCACGGCCAAUAUGCUGGCUCAACUUCUGAUUCUCAGUGGAAUGUUCCCCCACCUUCUAAAAUUGAAUCCUCAAGUUCGUUCUUCACCACCCUCCUCUUCUACUAGUCCUUUGACUCCCAUCGGUUCACUAUUUUCGUGCUAUAAGCCGAUUCAAGCAAGCUUUUACCCAUGA
This is a messenger RNA of Rodentolepis nana, 630 nucleotides long. NCBI's taxonomy places the organism in Eukaryota, Metazoa, Platyhelminthes, Cestoda, Cyclophyllidea, Hymenolepididae. The record is from the annotation of a GenBank genome assembly.